Messenger RNA from Panicum hallii, 672 nucleotides. RefSeq names its product RING-H2 finger protein ATL39-like. The transcript has a single exon. Bases 1 to 672 code for a protein of 223 amino acids. The record is from RefSeq and is a predicted model, not a curated record. NCBI's taxonomy places the organism in Eukaryota, Viridiplantae, Streptophyta, Magnoliopsida, Poales, Poaceae.
AUGCCGACCCUGCUCUCGGCGAGGUCACGCCCCACCCGCGUCGUCGGCGGCGGCGAAAGCGACGACCGCAGGGCGGGGCCCGGGAACCGCGCGUGCUACGGCAUCGCGGCCUGCGCGGUGGCGCUGCUCCUGUUCUGCGCUCUCGCCGCCUCCGUCAGCGUCUGGAUGGCGUUCGCGUUCGGCGGCCUCGCCCUGGUCGCCUUCGCCGUCGCCGGCUGCCUCGCGCCAGGGGGCUGGCGCGUCGGGCCGACCGCCGAGAGCGACGCCGCGGCCGCGGCCGCGGCCUUGGAUGCAGCGGGAGCCGCGCGGGCCCGGCGCCGGUUCGGGACGCCCAAGGCCGCGAUCGACGCGCUGACGACGUUCGCCUACAUGCCUAAAGGCGCCGAUCAGGGCGGCGACGGCGGCGACCUCGAAUCCGGGGCGGCCGAGCAGUGCCCGGUGUGCCUCGAGGACGUCCAGGCCGGCGAGAUGGUGCGGCGGCUGCCGGCGUGCAAGCACCUGUUCCACGUGGGGUGCAUCGACAUGUGGCUGCACUCGCACCGGACGUGCCCGGUGUGCCGGUGCAACCUCUUGCGAUCGCAGCGGCACGUUGCUGCAGUAAAAGCUGCACCGGCGGCGGCGGCGGCUGCUGAAGAGGAACUGCCGGCUGAAAUUGCCUUGCCACCAGUGUAA